AUGGAGGUCAAAUGUGGCUCACCUGGAAAUGGUACGAACACGGAGUUUAUUUCAAUCACCGAAGGAGACCCUGAGGAAGUAUACAAUUACACCUGCAGUCAUGGCUUCAGACUAGACCCUGAUAACCUGACGGUAGUUUGUCAACUGAACACUAAUGGAACUAUUGCUAGCUGGUCUCUAACACCACCUACUUGCUCAAAGGUCAAAUGUGGCUCACCUGGAAAUGGUACGAACACAGAGUCUAUUUCAAUCACCGAAGGAGACCCUGAGGAAGCAUACAAUUACACCUGCAGUCAUGGCUUCAGACUAGACCCUGAUAACCUGACGGUAGUUUGUCAACUGAACACUAAUGGAACUAUUGCUAGCUGGUCUCUAACACCACCUACUUGCUCAAAGGUCAAAUGUGGCUCACCUGGAAAUGGUACGAACACGGAGUCUAUUUCAAUCACCGAAGGAGACCCUGAGGAAGUAUACAAUUACACCUGCAGUCAUGGCUUCAGACUAGACCCUGAUAACCUGACGGUAGUUUGUCAACUGAACACUAAUGGAACUAUUGCUAGCUGGUCUCUAACACCACCUACUUGCUCAAAGGUCAAAUGUGGCUCACCUGGAAAUGGUACGAACACAGAGUCUAUUUCAAUCACCGAAGGAAACCCUGAGGAAUCAUACAAUUACACCUGCAGUCAUGGCUUCAGACUAGACCCUAAUAACCUGACGGUAGUUUGUCAACUGAACAGUAAUGGAACUAUUGCUAGCUGGUCUCUACCACCACCUACUUGCUCAACGACUGCAAAGAUCUUUGUGACAGAUGAAGACACCGAGUACAAGAUUUUUGUUGCAGAUCUUCAAGAUGACCUAGACUUCACUCACAUUCCAUCCACUAAACAACCACGUUCUAUUACCUAUGAUUCCGUGGAGAAGAAGAUCUACUGGGCUGACAAGGAAACAGAACGAGUUUAUCGUGCUGAUGUGGAUGGUGAAAACAGGGAGGAGGUCACUUCUGAAAGCAGUGAUGGUACAUACGGUCUAAUGUAG
Molecule: messenger RNA, 1035 nt
Organism: Strongylocentrotus purpuratus (purple sea urchin)
Lineage: Eukaryota; Metazoa; Echinodermata; Echinoidea; Camarodonta; Strongylocentrotidae
Product: C4b-binding protein alpha chain-like
Exons: 6
Coding region: 1-1035 (344 amino acids)
Source: RefSeq, a predicted model, not a curated record